Messenger RNA from Petromyzon marinus (sea lamprey), 3285 nucleotides. Its product is annotated as tripartite motif-containing protein 55-like. Gene Ontology annotation, molecular function: zinc ion binding. Lineage: Eukaryota; Metazoa; Chordata; Hyperoartia; Petromyzontiformes; Petromyzontidae. Gene Ontology annotation, biological process: regulation of microtubule cytoskeleton organization. Gene Ontology annotation, cellular component: cytoplasm. The record is from RefSeq and is a predicted model, not a curated record.
AUGGAGUACUCGUCGCUACUGAAACCCACGGAGAACCUCGAGAACUUGGAGAGACAGCUUAUGUGUCCGAUCUGCCUGGAGGUUUUCUCCAAACCCGUCGUCAUUCUGCCGUGCCAGCACAACCUCUGCAGAAAGUGUGCCAAUGAUGUUUUCCAGGCCGCCAACCCGUUCAUGGUGACGCGAGGUAACACGGUGACGUCCGGAGGUCGUUUCCGCUGUCCCUCGUGUCGCCACGAGGUGGUGCUAGACCGGCACGGCGUGUACGGCCUGCAGCGUAACCUGCUGGUGGAAAACAUCAUCGACAUCUACAAGACAGAGUCCACCAGACCGGUGAAAAAGGUGGACCACCCGAUGUGCGUAGAGCACGCGGAGGAGAAGAUCAACAUCUUCUGCCUCACCUGCAGCAUGCCCACGUGCUCUCUGUGCAAGGUGUUCGGAGCUCACAAGGACUGCCAAGUGGCCCCCCUGGGGAGCGUCUAUAAAAGCCACAAGAACGACCUCAGCGACUCCAUUUCCAGACUGGUGGCGAGCAAUGACAGGGUGCAGCUGAUGAUCAGCGAGAUGGAGCACAGCUGCAAAGUCAUCGAUGAGAACAGCCGGGUUCAGAAGCAGAUGCUGUGCGAGCAGUUCGACGGCGUUUACGCGGCGCUGGAGGAGAGGAAACAGGAGAUGCUGAUGGUCAUCUCGCAGGAGCAGGAGGACAAGAACCAGCACGUGCGGGACCUCAUCAAGCAGUACAACGAGCACCUUCAGUCCGCCUCCAAGCUGGUGGAGACCGCCUUCCAGGCCAUGGAGGAGCCCGAGGCUGCGGCGUUCCUCCAGAGUGCAAGCGCUCUUCAGAAGAGCGUCGUCGAUGCUACAAAGGGCUCCGACAUGCCGAAGAUGGAGAUGGGCUACGAGAACAUGAACCACUUCCUCGUCGACCUGGACAACGUCCAGGAGGCCGUGAGGGGCAUUGACUUCGGCAAAGAUGCAGAGGAUGAGGACGAAGAGGAGGAUGAGGAGGGGGAGGAGGUUGCAGAGUCUGAGGAAGGUAACUCGGACAGCUCAGAUGCAGACGGGAUCCACAAGUGAUGUCGGCUAAAUGGGGGGGGGGGGGGGGGGGAUAUUGGGCUCUUCUGUACAAGACAAGGCUAAUGAAGACGACUGGUGGUUGAAAAUGCUGCUGAUACAAAAUGUAUAUUUAUUAUUAUAGUAAGUGUGGAAGAAUACGAUUUCCAUUUUUUUUCCAGGGCAAUUCUAAGUGGCUAUAUCAACCUCUUUGGCAACUAAAUUGUGGGUGGUUUCAAAUUAACUUGAAUGUGGGACAUUGACAUAAAUUACAUUUUAUACUUGACAGUUUUGGUAUUUAUGAUUUUUUUUUACAUAUGCACGUGUUCAUUUUUUGUUUGUUUUGAUAAAGUUGAGAUGCGUUUUUUUUCCCCCCCUUUGUUGUAGUUCUAAAUAAAUUGCACUUUGAUGAGCCCAAUAACAGCACUUGGAGAGAAUGUAUAAAAAUCAUCAUGUAAUGUAUUAGAUUGUGCAAUGCUUUCUGAGCUGUUAAAGGGUCAGUGGUGCACAUAUUGUAGCCAAGGAGGGGGAAAAUUCACCGCCGAAUUUCAUGCCAGCGACACAAUUCACCAACAGCAAUACCCCGUGAGGAUAUGCACAGCCAAUGUCCUGGUGUGGUGGCACAACCGUUAUUGUAUUGAUUGAUUUUGAUCGCUUUUAUUUGUCGACGUGGGUAAGAAAUGCUCAGCCGUGAGCUGCGUUAGAAGAAUGAUCCACGGAGGAACUUUGUUAAAAAAAAGAAAGUUACAGAAAAUAAAUCAAAACAUUGCAGACACUGAGUAGCAAUGUGCAGAUUAGGGGCCGGUGGACCACGUGGAGUUGGAACCGUAAGGUGUAGGAGGCGGUACAGCAAGUGGGUCGCAGACCCUACCUGUGCAGAUUUGGAGCGACGUCUCCACGUGUGUGCGGGAGGAGCGGUUGGCGCAGUCGUUAUCGCACUGCGCUCCAAACCUCGACACGCCUGAGUUGGAUUUCCUGGCCAAGGCCAACGUGAGUUGCGAGUGAAACUGUGAUCCGAAGUGGUCCUGUCUCCCUCCGUUCCCCAACCCCAUGCCCGCUUCCACCCUCACCACAACCUCUUCUCCGUCCCGAAUUGACCAGCCGUGGUGAAGUAUCGUAACAAAAAAAAACACGCAACAAUCCGCAACCGGUAACCAGCAGUGGAUUGGCAAAGGCCUAUGAAGUAUAAUAGGGCGCGCGUGACGCCAGACUGGAGCUGUGCAUGAGUCCCAUCUCACUACAAUUGUGAAUUGAAUAAAGAUACCUGAGGCUUGGCAACCCUCUUGCUGUGACGCGUUUAUGGGAGCGAGCAGUUUGACGGGACCUGACUACCUCACCUCUCGGUUUAGGCCAUACAGGGCGGUAGAGUACGCAGGCACGGUGGAGAUGUUGUCCACAUUUCACCCCUGCCGCAAGCGAAGUGCCAUCGGACUUGCAUUAACGCAGGAUGCUUAACAAAAAAAUGUUAACACUUUUUAUGGGACUAUCGUUUUUAAUGAUGAAAAAAACCCCCCCGGAUAAUACAUAAUAGCAAAUGUGUAAUGUUCAUAGCUUCAAAAAGUCAAAGAGUCUCCCACUUGUUCGCCAUCGUUGUCAAACGCGUGGCCCGGGAUCUUCUCCAGGUGAUCUCCAGAGCCCGGAGAUACAUUUGUCGUGGUUAUUGUUGCAAAAUUCUCAGAAGCGUUUCACAGUUUUUAUUUAUUUAUUUUCGAAGCACCCUGUAUAUCGCUCGUUGCCUAUAUUAGUAUGCCGGGGUGGACAAUCUACAACGGUGGACCAGUGACAUUGCCCGUAACCUUCAAGUGCCUUGACCAGAAUCGUAACCUCGAGACUUCUGGACUGUUGUCGCCGCUUGUCUCGCUACGCCUGAAAUUCCACGGUGGGUUUUUGGUAUUGCUCUCACAACGUGCGCCUCGAAAGAGCAUGUUUGUACGGCCACCUCAGCAUACAUAGCAUUUAGCGAUAUAGGCACAGGGGGACAUUUGUGUGCGGUUCUUCAGGAUUUAGCACUGUGACGGUGAGUAGGCUACAGAGUGAUAAAGGGUUGGAAACAAAAAUGUUAGCUACUUGGCUAGUGUUAGGCAGAGAAUACCACUUUAGAACAAGGUUUUUUUUUGUUGUUGUUGCAGUUGAUACCUAUAAUUGACUUGAGAUGUUGUUUUAAUCUCAGGUAUUAACUUGUUGUUACUGUGAAAUGCGAAGUGUCGUGCUUGCAAUAAACGUCACUACCACUGG